AUGGAGCGUCUAAAUCGAAUGCUGCAAGCUGCCCAGGGGAUGGGCAUGAAUAAUGUUUCUCCCAGUGGAGAUACCCCCAAUUUGAUCGAUAACUCAGAAACCGUUCACAUUUCUUCUCUCGCGCUACUAAAAAUGUUACGGCACGGUCGUGCCGGUGUACCAAUGGAAGUGAUGGGCCUGAUGUUGGGUGAUUUUGUGGACGAAUAUACGGUUCGAGUUGUCGAUGUAUUCGCUAUGCCGCAGAGUGGUACCGGAGUCAGUGUUGAAGCGGUCGAUCCUGUAUUUCAGACAAAUAUGAUGGACAUGCUCCGACAAACAGGACGACCGGAAACUGUAGUCGGAUGGUAUCAUUCUCAUCCUGGCUUCGGUUGCUGGCUCUCCUCGGUCGACAUCAACACUCAACAAUCUUUCGAGCAACUCACGCCGCGUGCCGUCGCCGUUGUCGUUGAUCCAAUCCAGUCAGUUAAAGGAAAAGUUGUCAUCGAUGCAUUCCGGUUGAUCGCGCCACAAACUCUUGUGAUGGGCCAAGAACCGCGCCAGACCACAUCUAACUUGGGACAUCUCAACAAGCCCUCAAUUCAAGCUCUUAUUCAUGGCUUAAACCGACACUACUAUAGCAUUGCUAUCAACUAUCGGAAGACCGGAUUGGAAGAGAAUAUGUUGAUGAAUUUACACAAGCACGUUUGGACGGACGCGUUGCAGAUGAAAAAUUUCCGUGAGGAUAGAGAACAAAAUGUUGAACGGUUACAGAAGCUGGUUGGCCUCGCAGAAGGUUAUGAAAAACGCGUAAAGGAAGAAACGGAGCUUACUAAAGACCAGUUGAAGACUCGAUAUGUUGGAAAGGUGGACCCAAAGAAAGCGUAA
Molecule: messenger RNA, 864 nt
Organism: Uncinocarpus reesii 1704
Lineage: Eukaryota; Fungi; Ascomycota; Eurotiomycetes; Onygenales; Onygenaceae
Product: 26S proteasome regulatory subunit rpn11
Exons: 3
Coding region: 1-864 (287 amino acids)
Biological process (GO): protein deubiquitination; proteasome-mediated ubiquitin-dependent protein catabolic process
Cellular component (GO): proteasome regulatory particle, lid subcomplex
Molecular function (GO): protein binding; metallopeptidase activity; proteasome binding
Source: RefSeq, a predicted model, not a curated record